This is a messenger RNA of Physella acuta, 1648 nucleotides long. RefSeq lists its product as uncharacterized. The record is from RefSeq and is a predicted model, not a curated record. Lineage: Eukaryota; Metazoa; Mollusca; Gastropoda; Physidae.
UAUAGUCAUAUAAAAGCAGAAUUUCUUUUUCGGCAGUUAUAUUUUUACUUAGUUUGUCACGGAUUAAUUGAAAAGGAAAACAUAAUUAAUAAGCGGAGGCAUUUUGUUUUUAGUUGAUCAGUUUUUGAAGAUGAAGGUUCUAAAUGUUUUAUUUUUUGUCCAGUUCUUUAUAACUGUAAAGACUGCCACCAUAGCCCCGACCACAGAGUCACCCGAAGACGUGUGCCUAUUCAGUGAAAAUGCUAAUUAUUGCUGGAACCAGGCCUGGACUAACCUAAGCUACUUUAGUAACUACUCCAUUUUUAUAGAUGAUCCAGUCUCGACACAGGCAACUUUAUGUCGCGCCAAAUCGUGUUUUGAACCGGUAUUCACGAACUGUUCCAAGAAGGCACAAGAACAGUUCAUGUUGUACAAAGGGUUGGUGGAUUAUCUCUGCUCGAGUUCAGGAUUUAGAGAUUUCCUGGACUUUAAUCCAUGUUUCCAAAAUAGCACGUUUACAGAGACCUUCUAUACGUGUGGUGCAACGGAAGAUAUUUGCUUGUAUCUGGAGCAGAAGAAGAACUGCAGUAUGGAAGCAGCAACUCGGCUCUGUCCUGGCAACAACGCCCAGAAACUGGGUGACGCUCUGGACAAAAUUCUCAAACUAUUCUUAGACUAUACUUGUAAACCUAGCACCACUAUGGAGACCACGCUCAGUCCCUCGCUACCUGAAACAACGACAACAGCCAUGAGUUCAGACCCACCCACGGACACGACCCUCAGCCCCGUGCCAGUUGAGACGACCACAGCCUUGAGCCCAGCCCCACCCAGGGACUACAACACCUGCUACAGGUGCAGCAGUGGGCGUUACGGCGAGUGCGAGAACGACAUGUGUCCAGCCAAUGGAAACAUCUGGGCGUGGUCAAAGUUUCAUUACGCCAGGUGUAGUGGACCUUGUAUGUCCACUGUAACCAGAGGUUCAAGGGCAGUUGUCCGUGGAUGUUCAGACGGCAAGUUCCCAGGUCUACGUAUCCCAGCCAAUGGCUGCCUGACUCACAAGAAGGAAAUCACGUGCUUUUGUACUGGUGACCGCUGUAACACCAGAAAUAUGGAGCACGAGCAGACCAAGAUGAGGAACAGACGUAACUAAAGAAACGUCGGACUUCAAGAAUAUUUUUAAAAAUUCAUUCUAUCUUUCGCACACUUAAUCUUUUGAUUCUUUUCAAAUUAAUUUAACUUUUAAAAAUAGUAUAAGAAAACUUAGUACUCAGGGGUAAUUCAUAAACAAUCACAAUGUUUCAUACUUAGGUGUCGUUCAUAAUAAUAUGACAAUUGAUAAAAUAUAUUUUAAUUUUUGUUUUAAACAAAAUUGUUUUUGUAGGGGACUGGAUGGCAUCAUUAUAGAAGAAGUCUGGGCUUUUUGUACGCCACAUAGCAUGAGGGGGUUAGAAUUUAAGCGAGGCUAAAGCUACGUGACAUCAUGUAUGAAUUACCCCAUUGUAGACUUUUAACUGUUUUGCUUUUCAUAGAAGUAAAUAGUGCUUAAUUGCUUCAUCACAAACAUUUGACCAUAAAUUUACAAAAGCAGCUUUAAUAAAAUGAAUCAAGUACGAUGGUCGUAUCAAUCAUCCAGUGGCGUCACUAGGUGAGGGGGGGGGGGGCGGGGUGU